This is a messenger RNA of Manis javanica (Malayan pangolin), 3832 nucleotides long. The record is from RefSeq and is a predicted model, not a curated record. NCBI's taxonomy places the organism in Eukaryota, Metazoa, Chordata, Mammalia, Pholidota, Manidae.
GACUUCCGUUUGGAGGAAGAAAGUUAGGCCGGAGGAAGGUCCGCGAAAAGGAAGAGGAAGGGGCCGGGCGGCGGCUGCUGUAGGUCUUCUGGCGGUGGUGGCGGCGGCGUCUCUCUUCCGGGAGGACGAUGGACAGUCAGGGCAGGAAGGUGGUGGUGUGCGACAACGGCACCGGGUUUGUGAAGUGUGGAUAUGCAGGCUCUAAUUUUCCAGAACACAUCUUCCCAGCUUUGGUUGGAAGACCUAUUAUCAGAUCGACCACCAAAGUGGGAAACAUUGAAAUCAAGAAUAACAAAAAGAUGGAUCUUAUGGUUGGUGAUGAAGCAAGUGAACUACGUUCAAUGUUAGAAGUUAACUAUCCUAUGGAAAAUGGCAUAGUGCGAAAUUGGGAUGACAUGAAACACCUGUGGGACUAUACAUUUGGACCAGAGAAACUUAACAUAGAUACCAGAAAUUGUAAAAUCUUACUCACAGAACCUCCCAUGAACCCAACCAAAAACAGAGAGAAAAUUGUGGAGGUAAUGUUUGAAACUUACCAAUUUUCUGGUGUUUAUGUAGCGAUCCAGGCAGUUCUGACUUUGUAUGCUCAAGGUUUAUUGACUGGAGUAGUGGUGGACUCUGGAGAUGGUGUAACCCAUAUUUGCCCGGUAUAUGAAGGCUUUUCUCUCCCUCAUCUUACCAGGAGACUGGAUAUUGCUGGGAGGGAUAUUACCAGGUACCUUAUCAAGCUGCUUCUGUUGCGAGGAUACGCCUUCAACCACUCUGCUGAUUUUGAAACUGUUCGCAUGAUUAAAGAAAAACUGUGUUAUGUGGGAUAUAAUAUUGAGCAAGAGCAGAAACUGGCCUUAGAAACCACAGUAUUAGUUGAGUCUUACACGCUCCCAGAUGGCCGCAUUAUCAAAGUUGGGGGAGAAAGAUUUGAAGCACCAGAAGCUUUAUUUCAGCCUCACUUGAUCAAUGUUGAGGGAGUGGGUGUUGCUGAAUUGCUUUUUAAUACAAUCCAGGCAGCUGACAUUGACACCAGAUCUGAAUUCUAUAAACACAUUGUGCUUUCUGGAGGGUCUACUAUGUACCCUGGGUUGCCAUCACGGUUGGAACGAGAACUUAAACAGCUUUACUUAGAACGAGUUUUAAAGGGAGAUGUGGAAAAACUUUCUAAAUUUAAGAUCCGCAUUGAAGACCCACCACGCAGAAAGCACAUGGUGUUCCUGGGAGGUGCAGUUCUAGCAGAUAUCAUGAAAGACAAAGACAACUUCUGGAUGACCCGACAGGAAUACCAAGAAAAGGGUGUUCGUGUGCUGGAGAAACUUGGUGUGACUGUUCGAUAAACUCCAAAGCUUGUUCCCAUUACACCCCUAAUGCUUUCUUUUUUUCCUUUAUUGCCCAUCUUUGAACUCAUUCAACUCCCCAACAUGGAAAAGGCCUCUCUGUGCUCUUUGACUGGAAAGGUCAGGUUUUAUUCUGGUGUCUUGGGGAAACUUUGUUAAAUUUUUGUUAAUGUGGGUAAAUCUGACCGUUUAAUUCAGCACUUCCCUACAAACACAAUGAGAGGGCAAAGGGUCAUGUCUGCUGCUUUGUUUCUUCUAAGUAGGUCUUCAGCUCGUUCCUGUAGGCUUCCUAUUUUCACUUUACUGCUCUAAUGCUGCUAGUUUUAGUUUUUAGUACCCUAGGUGGUAUGCCUCUAUUAGCAUAAGAAAAACUUUAAUAGGAGCUUUUACAUAUUACUAGAGUUGGGGGUGGUAAGGGGUGGGUGGGUAGCGGUUAAACCCUACAUGGCAUUUCCUCUGUAGCAUGGUGCUUUCUAUAGUUACUGCACAGCUUUAAGUACCUUAAAGCUUCUGGGAUUAACGUUUUAGGAAAAGGUUAGGCUCAGAACUAAGUGUUUUAGGUGGAGUUUUGUGUCGGGAGGAGGGGUGGUCUUUUGAUUUUUUUAUUUUUGAGCUUUUCUGCUCUGGGGUACGUAAGGUGAACUUUAUUUACAGAACUUUGAUUUGGCAAGUUUUCUUCUACUUUUUGUCUGUCUGAAACUGUUCCCAUAUGAUAUGAAAGCAAGUAUAGUACCCAUUACCAUGUGUCUUAGGGAUUCAUUUGUUCUUAAAAAUCAACCAUGUUAGCUGGGAUUAGACUCCCUAGAAUCUGUCAGCUGAAAAGUUAACAUUUAAAAAAUGCUUUUGGAAAUGCAAAUUACAGAUAAAAAAGUGCUUAGGAGCUGGUGUUUUCUAAGUGCUUUUGUUUAUACCAGAAACAUUAAGGUAACCCAGUGCCAAGUACCAUUCUUGCAAAUUAUUAUUUUAUAUAACUGACCAGUGCUUACUUAAUAUAAACAAGUAGAUAAAUAUAAAUAAUUACUGGCAGUGGGUUAUAAUUGUUGGGCUAAAAAUAACAUUGGACUAUGGGACUUGUUGCCAGUUGGGUAAUUUUCAUUAGUGUUUUUGUUUUGAUUUGAAGCCUGGAAGUGGAGUAAAAUUUGACUAUUUAAAAUGUUGGCAGAAAAACAGUCAAGAUUUAAAUUUUAUUUGUUCUGAAGAACUAACUAAUAACUACUAAAUCUCAGCCAUCUUAUUCUUGAGAGAAGUGUUUUUGGUAUUUUGUAAAUGUUAGCAGACUUGCCUGUGUCCGAAAAUCGUAUUUAUGAAUCCUCUUGUUAUUUCUUGGUAUCUGAAAAAUACCGAAUAGCACUCAGGCUUGAAUUCUUUCUAAAUUUGAAAAGUAAAGUAAUAAGAAAUUAUAUCCUACUAAUAACAAAUGUAGAUUCUGGGGGGAAAAGUUUUCCUUCAUUUUGAAACAUUCUUUACUAAUAAUGGCUUUGAAAGAAGAUUGUGGGGUGACUGAAAUUGGAGAGAUGGUUGGCUUUAGAGUCUCCAUUUUGUGAGAAAAUUUGAAAGUCAGUUUAUAUGAAAUAAGGAGUAAAAGGUGAGUUUCAACUGUGCAGCUUCUGUUAAUAUUAAGUGUUUUUUGUCUGUUUUACCUCAAUUUGAACAAAUGAAAGAAGUUUGCCUGCAUGCUGGACAUGCUUCAGUGCACAUGAAUGGCCUCUGAAUAACGUCUAUUGACAUGGAUGUCAGAAUCACUUUGAAAAUCUAAAGUGUUCCUAAAUCAUGUUCUUAUAAAUUCCCCCAGCCUUUUGAGUAUGGGACUUGUUAAAGGACACAAAGGUAGGACCAGUACCUACUUAGCUAUUUAUUUCAGGUAAAUGGAUUGACUCUUGGCCUUUGGUCAUGAUUUUAAAAUACGGGAUAGAAAGCAACAAAGUAUGGAUGGUUUCUUAAAUAAAACAAUGAAAGUGCAUUUAUGAUUGUCCCUUGGAAGGUUGAAUUUGGUUUUAAUUUCAUAAUUCUGCUAGCAAACAACAGUUAAAAUGUUGUGUUUAUAUAUAGAGAGAGUAUAAUUUUAAAAUUCCAUUUUAUAAUUUCCUUUUUCCAAGUUGAAAUAGUGUAUUUAGUAAUUUUAGGGGCAUGGGAAUAUUAUGUCUAAUUGGAGUUGUCAGGUAUGAGUCUGUCAGAAAUGAAAAUUUGUUCUGUCUUAAAAGAGAUUUGAUUUAUAGCUCCUGAAAGCCAUUGUCAUUUAAAUUUCCAAUAAUGAUUAAAAUCCUUUUCUUUUUAAAUUAAAAUUACCAAUGCCUUGACCUUUGAGAAGGGUCUUUUAGAUCUAGGUCCUACAUUAAAAUUCUUUCUUUAAAAUGUGGUAUUGGAUGUUAACCUUAACACAGUUCUGAGCACUGGUAACACUAUUGGGAAAAUAUUUUGAGAGAUCAAUGGAAAGUCAAAACUUCUAAAUUUAACGUGAAUACAUUUUUUGAUUCAGAAAAUAAAAUCAGAUUUUUCAAAGUAAA